GUUCAUACGAAUAUCUUUUUCCACAGCAACAUCUGUGAAAAAAACAUAACUUGACUCGAGCCAUGGGCAUACUUGAUCAUCUCUGGGAUGAUACCGUCGCUGGUCCUCGGCCGGGGAACGGCCUUGGCAAGCUUCGGAAACACCAUACCUUCAGUUUCCGGCCUAGCUCCGGCAAUGAUCAAUUGGACGGUGGAAACGUGGGAUCGUACGGUGGAGAUUCGCCGGAUGAAGGUUUGAAAGUGACACGCAGCAUCAUGAUAAUAAAACCACCAGGAUACCAAGGCGGUUCAGCUCCGGUUUCGCCGGCCGGUUCAACUCCACCGGUUUCUCCUUUAUCUGUGAAUGCAUGAGAGGUUACUAACGAACUUGGACCCUUUGGGAUGUUAACGGAGCAAACGCAAGGUCGACUUCGGACGCGUUCGAGAAGGCAGCAGGAUCAGAGAAUGGACCAAGGAACUCUCCUCCUACUUACUGCGUGUGAUCUCUAAUCUCUAACCCCAAAUCUUUAACUAGAGAAGGAGAAGAAGAAGAAAAAUCAGAGUAAGCGAUUUCGUUUUGAUACAUGGAGGUGGUCGUUGCAUGCAGAGUUCGUCUUUAUUCCUUUUGUAAGCUAAGCUAAAGAGCUUCUCUUUUGUUUAUGCGUGUAUGAGGUUGUUUCCGUGUUUGUGAUUGCGUCUCGCCGUCUCUGUUUUUUUAGUGUGUGGGUAUGUGUGUCAUCUCGUUUUCGCUAUGCUUUCUACGUGUCUGUACAUAUUUACUGCAAUGAUAAUAAACUUAUGUAGUUCUUUUUUA
Molecule: messenger RNA, 792 nt
Organism: Brassica oleracea var. oleracea
Lineage: Eukaryota; Viridiplantae; Streptophyta; Magnoliopsida; Brassicales; Brassicaceae
Exons: 3
Coding region: 63-350 (95 amino acids)
Source: RefSeq, a predicted model, not a curated record